This is a messenger RNA of Panicum hallii, 1316 nucleotides long. RefSeq names its product peroxidase 2-like. The record is from RefSeq and is a predicted model, not a curated record. Bases 105 to 1070 code for a protein of 321 amino acids. Gene Ontology annotation, molecular function: heme binding; peroxidase activity. The transcript is spliced from 4 exons. Lineage: Eukaryota; Viridiplantae; Streptophyta; Magnoliopsida; Poales; Poaceae. Gene Ontology annotation, biological process: hydrogen peroxide catabolic process; response to oxidative stress.
CUCGUUUGCAACAGCCAAGCGUUCGAGCAGCAAGCACAAUCGCUUAGCAUUUAGCAAGCUGCCAAUCAUCCAGCGUCCGCGUCUCCAGUGAUCGGUCUUGCACGAUGAUGGUCUCUUCCUUCCGCUUCUCGCCGCUCGUGCUGCUGCUAGCGGCGCACUGCGGGCUCCUGAUGCUCGCCUCGGCUCACGGCUACCCUCCUAGUGGCGCCGGCUCGGCGCUGAGCUCCACGUUCUACGACGCGUCGUGCCCAAGCGCCCACGACGUCGUACGCCGCGUCAUCCAGGACGCCCGGGUCUCCGACCCGCGCAUCCCGGCCAGCCUCAUCCGCCUCCACUUCCACGACUGCUUCGUCAACGGCUGCGAUGGCUCGCUGCUGCUGGACGACGACCUACCGGCGAUCCAGACCGAGAAGGCCGUGCCCGCCAACGACAACUCGGCGCGCGGCUUCCCGGUGGUCGACGACAUCAAGGCCGCGCUGGAGCACGCGUGCCCGGGCGUCGUCUCCUGCGCUGACAUCCUCGCCCUGGCAGCAGAAAUCUCCGUUGAACUCGCUGGAGGACCACGCUGGAGGGUGCUGCUCGGCCGGCGGGACGGCACGACGACCAACAUCGAGAGCGCCAACAACCUCCCGAGCCCUUUCGACUCCCUGGACGUUCUCCAGGAGAAGUUCAGAAACGUCAACCUCGACGACACUGACCUCGUCGCCCUCCAAGGAGCGCACACUUUCGGCAAGGUGCAGUGCCAGUUCACGCGGGAGAACUGCACGGCCGGGCAACCUGAGGGCACGCUGGAGAACCUGGACGAUGUCACGCCCAACCUGUUCGACAACAAGUACUACAGCAACCUCUUGCACGGCCGCGCCCAGCUCUCCUCCGACCAGGUCAUGCUGUCUGACCCUGCUGCGCCGACGACGACUGCCCCCAUUGUUCAUCGGUUCGCGAGCAACCAAAAGGACUUCUUCAGGAACUUCGCGGCGUCCAUGAUUAAGAUGGGAAACAUCAGCCCGCUGACAGGGAAGGAUGGGGAGAUUAGGAAGAACUGCCGGAGGGUCAAUAGCAAAGGCUAUUGAAGACUCUGAUCCAGACUGAUGUUUUUAUCCAAUUAUAAUGCCUGUGGAAAUCAUUCUUUCGAUUUAUUUUCUCAUUCCUUUUCGUAAAAUAUGAGCUGAUCAGCUUGUGCCAUUUCGUGAAACACAAGUGUAAAAAUGUUUCUACUCGACUCAUAUACGCAGUCCAAGAUCUAUUCUUUGCAUUUCUUUUAGCAAAUAUCAUAUGAAAUUGAAAUAUAUCAAUCCAACAUAUUCAGAAGGAGUAAA